AUGAAACGCAUGAUAUCAAAUCCCUACACCGAUAUGGUAUUGGCUGCCCAGGUGCCACCAUUAAUGUCAGAAUAUUCCGAGGCGUACAGUGAUAAUUCCGAGCAGGGUAAUACACCACAAUGCGAUAACUCGGCGAGACCGAUUAUUACCCGCGGCAAUCCACGAGAAAAACCUACAAAUAUUGCCCAGCAAGCAGCCGAAGAAGCCAAGGCUGCCACCGAUGCUCAGGUGUCUGCCGGUCAGGCAGCUGCACGACAAGUCAAAAUGCAAUUGGCCGAAAAAGCCAACCAAGCAGCGAGGGCUGCUGAGGCAGCACUGGCUGGGAAACAACAAAUUAUGGAACAACUACAGCAGGAGGUGAGGGAAGCUGAAGCCGUUGUCCAAGAGCAAAGCAUUUCCCUGCAUAAUUCACAACAAAAUUUACAAGCUGCCGCAAAGGCCGCGGAACAGUCGCAGGCCCAGUUAAAAAUUUUAAGUCAAGCUCUUGAAAUGGCCAAGUCUAGUCUUGGGAAUUCUGAACAAGCGGCAAAUGGAGCUCAAGCGGAAUAUGCUGAGAAGCAACAAUUAUUGGAGGCUGCCAAAAAUCGUGUCGAACAAUUACUACGUCAGCUGAGUAGUGCUCGGGCGGAGUUCACAUCGACCAAACAGGCAGCCUAUAAAGCUGCCUGUGCCGCCCAUGAUGCCAAAAUUAAUGCUCAGCGGGAUCGACGUCAUCAGUUGCAAAGACGUUCUCAAAAACCUAAGCGUAGGCAUUCGGAUGAUCAUCACAAGCUUUAA
Musca vetustissima is the source of this 777-nucleotide messenger RNA. RefSeq names its product plectin-like. The transcript has a single exon. Lineage: Eukaryota; Metazoa; Arthropoda; Insecta; Diptera; Muscidae. The coding region runs from base 1 to 777 and encodes 258 amino acids. The record is from RefSeq and is a predicted model, not a curated record.